AUGUGGAGAAACAUCGCGGCCAGAGCCGCUUUGAGAAAGAUCAAACCUUUCUCCGAUCCCACCUCCGGAAACAGAAUCCACACCCUCCUUUCAUCAACUGAUCUCGUGGGCAACGCUCAAAACCGAUCCUCCACAAACCCAAUUCACGAAUUGGGAAGAGCAACCUCUGUUCUUCACGAUCCCCGUUCUCCCUUCACAGACUUCGCCACAGCUGCACAAACCAUCGAACCCACUAACCCAGAAGACGAUUCCUCAUCCGGGUCCGAAGAACUCAACGAACUAACGAUCAAAUCAGAGAAGAAAACAGAGACAAUCCGCCAAAAACCGAAACUUUUAGCGAAACAGUCAAAGUACAAUUCUCUGAAACAGAGACAAGUGAAGCUCGAGACGGAGGAAUGGGAAAGAGUUGCGAGAGAGUGUCGUGAGAUUAUAGAAGAUAUGUGCGAGCAGAAGCUUGCUCCGAACCUUCCUUACGUGAAGUCUCUGUUUUUAGGGUGGUUUGAGCCUCUGCGAGAUGCGAUUCAAUCUGAUCUUGAUGCGUUUAGAGUUAAGAGAGGGAAGAUCCCUUAUGCUCCUUAUAUGGAGCAGUUGCCUGCUGAUAUGAUGGCUGUUAUCACUAUGCAUAAGAUGAUGGCGCUUUUGAUGACUAAUGCUGAAGGUGUUGGUGUUGUUAGGGUGGUUAAUGCUGCUACUAAUGUUGGGGAAGCUAUUGAGCAGGAGGCCAGGAUCAACAGCUUUAUGCAGAAAGGUAAGAAGACGGUCAAUGAUGAUACAGAAGCUGUGGAUGCUUCAGGAGGGACUGAGACUAAAGAAGCGGUGAAGCUGAAGAAGCAAAUUAACACACUGUUGAAAAAACAUAAGGUGAGGCGAGUAAGUGGAAUAGUGAAGGCACAUGACUCGUUUAAGCCAUGGGGUCAAGAGGCUCAAGUGAAGGUUGGGGCACGUUUGAUUCAGUUGUUGUUGGAAACUGCUUAUAUACAACCUCCAGUAGAACAGUUUGAGGAUGGUCCACCAGAGAUCCGACCUGCUUUUAAGCAAUCUUCCAAAAAUGUGACAUUAGAAAAUACAAAAUUAAGUAGGAGAUAUGGUUGCAUCGAAUGUGAUCCUUUGAUCCGAAAGGGCCUUGACAAAUCAGCUAGACAUAUGGUCAUUCCCUACUUGCCAAUGCUAGUACCUCCUCGGAAUUGGACAGGGUAUGAUCAAGGGGCAUAUUUUUUCCUGCCUUCAUACAUCAUGAAAACCAAUGGAUCUAAACAACAACGUGUUGCAGUAAAACAAACUCCCAAGGCGCAACUGGAGCCAGUAUUCAAGGCGUUAGAUACUCUUGGAAACACAAAAUGGAGAAUAAACAAAAAGGUGUUAAGCUUGGUGGACAGAAUCUGGGCCAAUGGAGGUCGUCUUGGUGGUCUGGUUGACCGUGAUGACGUACCCAUUCCAGAGGAGCCCGACAGUGAGGACCAGGAAAAAGUAAAGCAAUGGAAAUGGAAAUUUAAGGAAGCAAAAAAGGAGAACAGCGAGAGACAUUCACAAAGGUGUGAUGUAGAGCUCAAACUUGAGGUGGCACGUAAAAUGAAGGACGAAGAAGGUUUCUACUUCCCUCACAACGUUGACUUUCGUGGCAGAGCGUAUCCCAUGCACCCAUAUCUUCAGCAUCUCGGGUCUGAUCUCUGCCGUGGCAUCCUUGAGUUUUGUGAGGGAAAGCCUCUUGGGAAAUCAGGAUUGCGGUGGCUGAAGAUACAAAUAGCAAACUUAUAUGCUGGUGGUGUUGAUAAGUUUGCUACUGAGGAUCGAGUUGCAUUUACCGAGAGUCACUUAGAAGAUAUAUUUGAUUCUUCUGAUAGACCUCUUGAAGGGAAAAGAUGGUGGCUUAAUGCAGAGGAUCCCUUUCAGUGUUUGGCUGCUUGCAUGAACCUUUCAGAAGCUUUGAGAAGCCCUUUUCCUGAAGCAGCUAUAUCUCAUAUCCCCAUCCACCAGGAUGGCUCAUGUAAUGGUUUACAACAUUAUGCUGCUCUUGGGAGGGAUGAGUUAUUUAAUUGGUUCUGUUCAUCGACUGGAGCAGCUGCUGUCAACCUCUUUAGAGGUGAAAAGCCGGCUGAUAUAUAUACAGAUAUUGCUGCUAGGGUUCUCAAGAUCAUGCAGCAAGAUGCAGAGGAAGAUCCUGAAACGUUUCCCUAUGCCAAGCUCAUGCUUGACCAGGUUGACAGGAAUCUGGUAAAACAGACUGUCAUGACGACAGUGUAUGGUGUUACUUACAGUGGCGCACGUAACCAAAUUAAGAAGAGGUUAAAAGAGCGUGGUGCCUUUGCUGACGAUUCUCAAAACUUUCAUGCAGCUUGUUAUGCAGCAAGUGUCACUACUAACGCACUGGGAGAGAUGUUUGGAGCUGCUAGAGCCAUUCAGUUUUGGUUUGGUAAAUGUGCAAAGCUAAUAGCUUCACAAAACAAAGCAGUUUGUUGGACGACUCCUCUUGGACUUCCAGUUGUACAACCCUAUCGCCAACCUGGAAGACACUUGGUUAAGACUACCCUUCAGGUGUUGACUAUACAACGAGAUACUGAAAAGGUCAAGGCAAGGAAACAAAUGACAGCUUUGGCACCAAACUUUGUACAUUCCCUUGAUGCAUCUCACAUGAUGAUGACAGCAAUCGCUUGCAACAAGGCCGGUUUGAGUUUUGCAGGGGUGCAUGACUCAUUCUGGACGCAUGCAAGUGAUGUUGAUCUAAUGAACAAAAUACUCAGAGAGAAGUUUGUUGAGCUCUACGACAAGCCAGUCUUGGAAAAUCUGUUGGAGAGUUUCCAGAAGUCCUUCCCAAGCCUAAAGUUUCCACCACUGCCAGAACGAGGCGACUUUGAUCUAAGAGAGGUCUUACGGUCGCCAUACUUCUUCAGUUAAUUAGUUGCAGCACAUUCAGGUCACUUACAUAAUAGAAGCUCCAGCUUGCCUCUUUGUGCCAAUAAUAAUAGCCACAUUGAUCAAAGAGUAAAGAUUAUUUGCAAUCAGCAAUGAGGAAUGCUGAUGCUUAGGGUUACUUGUAAAUAAGAAAGGAAGAAGAGUGUUUCACAUCUUGGCAACAGGGAAGGCGUUGGAUCGGAGUAUCGAACCAGUGGCACCCCAGAGUAGUGGUCUUAGUAGACUCGAAAUCAGUAGGCUUUUUAUUUUGAAUAACAAGAAUUUGUAAAUACUUUAUUUCUAAUAAAACUCCCAGAAUCGUAGGAUCGGC
Eruca vesicaria subsp. sativa (arugula) is the source of this 3220-nucleotide messenger RNA. The record is from the annotation of a GenBank genome assembly. NCBI's taxonomy places the organism in Eukaryota, Viridiplantae, Streptophyta, Magnoliopsida, Brassicales, Brassicaceae.